Haplochromis burtoni (Burton's mouthbrooder) is the source of this 2873-nucleotide messenger RNA. RefSeq names its product dynein, light chain, LC8-type 2a (gene dynll2a). Gene Ontology annotation, molecular function: dynein intermediate chain binding; dynein light intermediate chain binding. Gene Ontology annotation, cellular component: cytoplasmic dynein complex. The record is from RefSeq and is a predicted model, not a curated record. Lineage: Eukaryota; Metazoa; Chordata; Actinopteri; Cichliformes; Cichlidae. Gene Ontology annotation, biological process: microtubule-based process; cilium assembly. The transcript is spliced from 3 exons. Bases 917 to 1186 code for a protein of 89 amino acids.
AAACAAAGAAAAAAACAAACAAAUGGGAGUCUCAGAACAUUUUUUUUAUUAUUAGGCCCCCAUCCUGCCUAUCUUUUAAAGGUUUUCAGGGAUAAUGGCUUUAUUAGAAGAAAACGAAACUGAGGACCAGGAAGUUGGAUCAAAGGAUGGAGUCGUAGAUGCCUGGUAUGAAGGAAUUAAAAUUGGGGAGGUUGGGAAAGGGGUUUCACAUGGGUGUAGUUUGUAUGUUUUUAAUUUUGCUUAAUCUUUUUUUUCUUCCUCUUAGCAUUUUCAAUAAAACACUUUGAAACAAGGACAUUUAGUUUGUCUUUAUUUCCAACAUAAGCCCAAGCACGAAUUCUUUACCAUUAAUAAAAUAAACCUGUUUGAUCUCCCUCAUUACAUUUACGUUUGUAACCAAACCAACUAAGGAUAACCAUGGAGUUAGGAAACAAAGGCAGAGCAGCAGCUGUGGACAUGAAACUCCACCACAGCAGCCUGCCCGUGUUCAUUAUUCAAAGCUCUCGUGUCCCUCAGCUGUGACGGUGACUGAUGAAAGGGCCUUUUACGCACAGCCGAGUGAUGCCUGCCGUGCGCCGUGGUCUCGUUUCCUUUUAGCCCACAGUCGGUGGUGUAUACCGUGAAUGAUGCAUUGUGGGAUGAAAUAAGAUGCCGGCAGACAGGAGCUGGAGAAAAACGCUUGCAACACACGGGGAAGCUGCUGCCCAGCCAAUGGCAGGGUUCAGCAUACAGCAGAGGGGCGGGGAGCUGCUGGAGCACAGCGGAGAGCCAACCUACCUACAUGCUUAUUGUGUAAAUCUUUAAAAAGCAAUUACCCGCAGCAUCAUCCUAACCUUAACCACCGGCUGGGUGAAAUAGGCUACUUAUUUUUGGAAAGGAGUGUUUUCAGGUGGCUCGAGAAAAGGCAUCCUCAACCAUGACUGACAGGAAAGCUGUGAUCAAGAACGCAGACAUGUCCGAGGACAUGCAGCAGGACGCGGUGGACUGUGCCACCCAGGCCAUGGAGAAGUACAACAUAGAGAAGGACAUUGCAGCCUACAUCAAGAAGGAGUUUGACAAGAAGUACAACCCCACUUGGCACUGCAUUGUCGGGAGGAACUUCGGCAGCUACGUCACCCACGAGACAAAGCAUUUCAUUUACUUUUAUCUGGGCCAGGUGGCCAUCUUGCUCUUCAAGUCAGGCUGAGAAGUUUCUGAUGGGUAUUGAGGAGUUUUUCUCCCUGAACCUAAAUCGGAAAUGCACUGGUGGCUGAUGUCUCCCAUACACUAAUAACGACAUACCAUAACGAUGCAAAACCGGCCAUGCGCAAUUGCAUGGACUAUACACUAUUUAAUAUGUAUGUUACAGUAAGUUUACUUUUUGAUAGUUGCCAUUUGAAUGCAACGGAAGUAGUUUUUGUUGAUGCUGUUAAAUUCUAGGUUGUAAAAGAUUUCAAUGUGGCCCUUGAUUGUACGUGAAAGGAAAGCUGUAGAAUGUAGUGGUGCAUCCGCUUUCCUUCUCAAGUGGCAUUGCCAGACCCCGUUACGAGACAAUGUUGAUUUUGGUGGUAAAACCAUCCCGCGUGCACCGGUUUAGCAAAUCAUCGUCCACAUUAACCUGUGAUCAUAUAAAGAAAACAAAUAAUGGGGUUUGUUAUCUCUGCUGCCAAUUUCCAAGGAAUUAUGUUGCUUGAAGAUGCACGCCAUUCAGUAUCUCCACUGUUUUCAAUUGGGAUUUAAGACAGACCCACAGCAGAAGUGAAAUUAUUGCAGCCGUGUUCAGAAAAGAUGUCACAUUUUGGACCCAACACAAGUCAGUGCAAUCAUUUGCAGGGAUUUUCAGUUCGACCACUCUUAAAUUUUCACUGUGAAGAACGAUGGGGGCCGAUAAGCCUCCCAUACACAGACCUUAACCUGUAAUGUACGACUUGUAACACUAGAGACUGGCUACCCAAAUUUCCCAUCUCAACUACUCGGACUCGAGUCUUAUAAUCCUGUGUUCCUGCAUGUUUUACCACAGAUUAUUUAAACGUUAUAUAGGAGACAAACAGAAGCUCUUCUUGGACACUUUUGUGUGUUUUAUUAUUAUUUUUGUUAAACCUUUGAGUUUGUGAAUAAUGGCCUGGGCUAAGUGUGUCUUGUCCCAGUAAUUGCUAUAAAGCAGCAUUAGGACAAUGUUUAGAUGAAGCAUCUGCAGCCGACUCCACCAAGGCUACCAACGCCCAUGUGUUUCAGGUUGUGACGUCUUUUGUGGCUACCUUUUUAAGUUGCAUCCCCCCCACAAUGCCUUUAGUUCUGCAUUGCCAGUGUACUGCCAGACAUGAGGUAAGGACAAAGCAUUCAGAGUUGGGACUUUUCAAAGCAACAAGAAGCAGGCUUCCUCUUGUCUAUCUCAGAUUUUUGGCUUUUCGUUUUGUAAUGUCUGCAUAACUAGUUUGAAAUGGCGAUGCACAGUGUUUGCGUUCUGAUUAAAUAUGUUGUCUGUGAGGACAGAUUUGAGGGUUUUCGUGCACAGAGCCAGAUGACAGAUAAAGGCCGAAUGUUUCUCAGAUGUUCCCUCCUUUAUGUGAGCUACGGGUGAAAUGUGUAUCUCAAGUGUUAGCUUGGUUUGACAUUGUUUCUCUCUAAGUUUUUUUUUUCUUUCUUUUUUGAGGGACGUCUUCCUAACUAUUGUCAAUGUAAACUGAUUUAGUAUUGUUUUCCUCUGGCAUGUAUUUUUGCUGUGUAUAUGUAGGAGCCGUUCCAAUGCUGUUAAAUUUGCACAAAACGUGUGCCUGUCAUUGCUCUCAAAUGUAACUGGCUUGAGUACAAUUGCACUUCAUCAGAAAUAAAUACAGUAGGUUGCUACAGAACCAAAACCAUGUAACUCGAUAAAAUAAAAUGUUGACUUAUUA